GGCCGCGGGCGCCCAGGAGCGCGUCUCGGGCUGGAGCUCAGGGCCCACGGAGCUAGCCACCCUCAGCAUUCAUCCGCGCAGCCAUGGAGGCCCUGGGUCCUGGGGGUGACCGCGCCUCGCCAGCCUCAUCCACUCGCAGCUUGGAACUGCGGCGGCUGUCCGCGCACGCCGACUCGGCCUACAGCUCUUUCUCCGCGGCCUCGGGCUGUCCCGAGCCGCACACGCCAUCGCCUGGGACCGACCUCCUUCCUUACCUAGACUGGGACUACGUGCGCGUGGUGUGGGGCGGCCCGGCCCCGGCCCCGGCCCCGGCCCCGGCCCCAUCCGCCGCUGGCCUCCGCGCAUCCCCACAGCCCCGGCCUGCGGCCGCCGCACGCAGUGGGCCGCGUCCCCCAGAGCUCCAGGGGACCCCAGGGCCUCUCAGCCGGCAGGCCACCCCGCUGCUGUACGCGCUGGCGGCCGAGGCGGAGGCCGCGGCGCGAGCCGCCGAGCCGCCCAGCCCACCGGCCUCGCGGGCCGCCUACCGCCAGCGGCUGCAGGGCGCGCAGCGGCGAGUGCUCCGGGAGACGUCCUUCCAGCGCAAGGAGCUCCGCAUGAGCCUGCCCGCCCGCCUGCGGCCCACGGCCCCCGCGCGGCCCCCCGCGGCGCACCUGCGCUCCGCGUCGCUCAGCCACCCGGGCGGGGAGGUGGAGCCGGCGCCCUCCGGGGCUCCCGCGCCAGGAACCGCCGGUCGGGGGCGCCUCGCCAACCACCAGCGGAAGUGGUGCUUCUCGGAGCCAGGGAAGCUGGAUCGCGUGGGUCGGGGCGGUGGGUUGGCGGGGGAAUGUUCGGGUGAGGCCUGCUCCAGCUCUGGUCUCUCCAGGCCCGAGCCCCAGGUAUUGCAGCAUCAGGCCCUGGCAGAGUUCGGAGGUCACCAGAUCAGAUGGCUGCCUGAGACCCAGCCCAGAGGCAUAGAGGACCAAGAACCCGGGCCCUCGAAGCUUGGCAAUGUCUACAGGCCUGCUAGUCGGAGUCGGAGCGCUUCAGGGGAAGCCUUGGCUCCUUGGGGAGGUCCAGGAGAGGUCAUGCCCAUUGUCCAGGCUGUACCCCAAGGAACGGAAACCCCCACACCAUUGUUUCAGACCAAACUUUCCAGGUUCCUGACUCAGAAGGAAGCUGCAGUGGUGUGUCCUGCAGAGGACCCCCAGAGCAGUCCCGUUGACUGUGAGCAGAGGGUCUCAGAGACCUGCAUUGUAUCUGCCCGGCUCCCAUCCCUUCCUGAUGAUGAAGUUUUCCUGGAAGAAGCCCCACUGGUCAGAAUGAGAUCACCUCCAGACUCUCAUGCCCCUACGGGGCUCCCAACCAGUGUGCAUGCCUCUGAGCAGCAGUAUGGAGCUGGCUUGGGCCAAAGGGCUGACCAGGCUACCGUCCCCCCAGAGCACCCCCUCCAUGAGUGCCCAGGGGCCGCAGGGGCAGAUGACUGCUGGCAGGGGUUAAACGGUUCUGUGGGUGUCUCCAGGCCCACAUGCUGUAGCCCCCCUGGGACUGCAAAUGGUGACAUCCCAACCUUUGACAGCACUGGACUGCUGACCACUGACCCCUCCGCAGUUGCAGAAAGUGACCCCCUCAAACCUCUUCCAGUUGAAGCCCUGGGACCUCCAGGCAAGGACACGCCGGGGCUUCCGGACCACACUGCCCUGGCUUGGGGGACUGGCCAGCCUGGUUUCAGGCCAACAUGGCCCAGUCCACGCCUCGAGGAACUGGUUCAGGAGCUGGCCAGACUGGAUCCCUCUCUGAGUGACACUCUCACCUCCUACCCCAGCCCAGAGCCACCCCUGGGCCUGCUGGAUGGGCUGAUUCCUUUAGCUGAGGUCUGGGCUGCAAUGAGGCCAGCCUGUGGGGAGGCUGGAGAGGAAACUGCUGGUACUUCUGAGCCAGGGUCCUGUCUUUUGAGCUCCACCCAGAUCCUGCCAACUUCUCAGGAGGAGACAAAACCUGAAAACCUUACCAUCCACCCUGUGGCUGACCAGCCAUGUGGCCAGGGUCUCCCUGAGCAAAAUAACAGCAUCCAAGCCAAGAAAGUGGAGCUGGCCGACCUCCUCCAAAAGAUGCUGGGGGACCUUCAGGCCGAGCAGGAGCAGCUGCAGGGGGCGGCCCAGGCUUUGGCCAGGCGCGGGGCUGCUCUGGAGGCCGCGGUAGGCCAGGCCUGUGCGCCCCGCGAGCUAGAGCGUUUCAGCCGGUUCAUGGCCGACUUAGAGCGCGUGCUUGGCCUCCUGCUGCUGCUGGGCAGUCGCCUGGCCCGCGUGCGCCGCGCCCUGGCCCGGGCGGGCGCAGACAGCGACCCCGAGGAGCAGGCCUCUCUGCUGCAGCGACUCGGGCUCCUGCAGCGACAGCAGGAGGACGCCAAGGAGCUGAAGGAGCACGUGGCGCGGCGCGAGCGGGCCCUGCGCGAGGUGCUGGUGCGCGUGCUGCCCGCCGAGCAGCUGCGCGCUUACUGCUCCCUGCUGGCGGACAAGGCCGCUGUCCUGGCCCAGCAGCGCAGCCUGGAUGAGCGUGUCGGGCUCCUUCAGGACCAACUGGACGCCAUCAGGAGCGACCUUGCCCAUCGUCCCCGGCCUCCCAGGCCGGCCUGGCCCCCAGGGACCCGUCCUCCCGAUAAACUGCCCUACCCGCCUCCCCUCAUAUAGUUGCAGGGGUGGGGGUUGGGGAACACUGUCCCUGCCUCUCACCCACAUAAGUGGGGGUGACGCUGGUUUAUUCCGUGCUUUUCCCUUGAGGUGGGGAGGACUCGGCCAGGCCUUCCCAGGAUACCUCUUACAAGUGUUCUCAUGUGGCCUUACGCAAAUCUUGUGGAUUAUUUGGUAAUUAACUAUGGAUUUUAAAAACUGCAGUAUUCCCCCUUUUUGUGAUGAGAGAGUGGCUUGUCAGGGUUGAUUGGAGGGGGAGGAGACAAGUCAGAGGUGCACUUCAACUUAAGAUGCAAAACAGCCUCUUUUUUUCCUCUCAAUAAAAAUUGAUGUGAGAAGUGUA
This is a messenger RNA of Diceros bicornis minor, 3009 nucleotides long. It is a transcript of the gene SHROOM1, whose product is annotated as shroom family member 1. The coding region runs from base 84 to 2666 and encodes 860 amino acids. Gene Ontology annotation, molecular function: actin filament binding. Lineage: Eukaryota; Metazoa; Chordata; Mammalia; Perissodactyla; Rhinocerotidae. The transcript has 8 exons. Gene Ontology annotation, biological process: actin filament bundle assembly; cell morphogenesis. The record is from RefSeq and is a predicted model, not a curated record. Gene Ontology annotation, cellular component: apical plasma membrane; apical junction complex; cortical actin cytoskeleton.